Megalobrama amblycephala (Wuchang bream) is the source of this 5134-nucleotide messenger RNA. It is a transcript of the gene rnf150a, whose product is annotated as ring finger protein 150a. The transcript is spliced from 7 exons. The coding region runs from base 238 to 1524 and encodes 428 amino acids. The record is from RefSeq and is a predicted model, not a curated record. NCBI's taxonomy places the organism in Eukaryota, Metazoa, Chordata, Actinopteri, Cypriniformes, Xenocyprididae.
CCCUGGUGGUCCGUCACAACAGACGCAAAUGCUGCUGGGUGAACCGACAUGAUGGUGGACUGCAUCUAUAAGCCACUUUUAAAGGACGACGGAGUUAGUCAGAGACAUGUUUCUAUCUGAAGGCCCUCUAUUUGUGCUGUGGGGUUGCCAAGUGAUGCCGCACUGAAAGAGAAGCAGGAUAAAGACGUUCCCCAGCUUGAAAACGGUUAGUUUUUCUUUGGGAUCAUUUCUGAAAACAUGGCAAUGUCCCUAAACCAAGCCUGCCGGAGUCUAGCCCUGUCUACAUGGCUGCUGUCGUUUUGCUUCGUGCAUUUGUUGUGUCUGGACUUCACAGUGGCAGAGAAAGAGGAAUGGUACACUGCCUUCGUCAACAUCACUUACCUGGAUCCAGUGACAUCCGAAAUAAAGACAGACAAGAGUGAAUGUGGGAGAUAUGGGGAGCACUCUCCUAAAAGAGACGCCAGGGGUUUUGUGUUCAUGCCAUCACUUCUGCAGGACAGACAGGCAUGUGACAGUAGCACUAAAUUCUCCCUUCCCCAUCCCAACAUCCCAUGGAUAGCACUGAUAGCCAGAGGAAACUGUACCUACAGGGAGAAGAUCAGACAUGCUGCGGCUCUCAAUGCAUCAGCUGUGGUCAUCUUCAAUGUGGGCUCCAGCAACUCCAAUGACACCAUUACCAUGCCACAUCACGGUACCGGCGACGUGGUGGCUAUCAUGAUUCCCGAGCCCAAAGGUCGUGAGAUCGUGGCCCUGUUGGAGAAGAACAUAACCGUGGCCAUGCACAUCACCAUCGGCACGCGGAACCUGCAGAAGUACGUCAGCCGCACCUCAGUGGUGUUCGUCUCCAUCUCCUUCAUCGUCCUGAUGAUCAUCUCUCUCGCCUGGCUGGUCUUCUACUACAUCCAGAGGUUCCGCUACGCCAACGCACGAGACCGCAACCAGAGGCGAUUGGGUGACGCUGCAAAAAAGGCCAUAAGCAAGUUACAAGUACGGACCAUCAGGAAGGGUGACAAGGAAACUGAGUCGGACUUUGACAACUGCGCAGUGUGCAUCGAAGACUACAAACCUAAUGACGUCGUCAGGAUUCUGCCGUGUCGUCAUGUCUUCCAUAAGAACUGUGUGGACCCUUGGCUACAGGACCACAGAACCUGUCCCAUGUGCAAAAUGAACAUCCUUAAAGCCCUGGGCAUCCCGCCCAAUACAGACUGUUCUGAUGACAUCCCUCCUGAUUAUGAGAUGUCCGUCAGCGGCCCUCCCACCAAUCCUGUGACGGGGGCGAGUGAGGUGUCAGUGGGUGAGAGCUCGGUAGUCCUGGACCCAGCUGUCAGAACAAUAGGCCAGUCACACAUUUACCACGAGAUGGACUCCUUCCCACCGGCCGGAGAGAGCAACCACAUCGCCAGCAGUGAGCACCAGCCCUCCAUGAGCAAUGAUUCAGACACCUCACUCAUCAUGCCAGUGGAGCUCGUCCUGUCAGACGUAGAACUUCAGUCUGAUCCAGAACAGGACGAUGUGAAGUCCUGAAGAUUACUGAAUGACUCUCGGUGCCAUAAAUGGAGCAGGACUGCAGCAGGACAAUAAAAGAGCAUGAGUAAUAGCAGCACAGGUGUGCAACCUCCUUUUUUGACCUCAUGGUCUCCGUCACCGCAGCUUGCUUGUCCUCUUCCUCUGGCUUUAUCAACCUCAAUUUCAUGCCGUCUUCUGUCCCGAGCUUGUGUUACCAGACUGGAAAAGCCACCUGGUCCUACGAGGGAUGUUUUCGCUUUUAUUCGGGAAAAUUUUGACUGUUUCAACUUCCCUAUGGGAUCACUGCCAGUACACACCGGAAUAUUCUAAAAUGAAUAGAUGUAACGUAGACGUAACGUACAUUUGCUUUGAGUGUCUAAAGCGGUUUGCGUGUGCUCUAACCAGCGUGAAGUGAAGUAUCGUGAAGUAGCGUGAUACUUUGUGAAGUAUCACCAGUGCUUAUCGUAUACAGGACACUAUUUUUGCAUCUUCUGAAAUGUGAUGUGUCAAAUCACACUACAGCGACAAGAUCUUCUCUAUGAAGUAGAACCCAGCUCAUGAUAUGGUGAGUGUUUUAGCAGCCGUAUCCAGAGACAGUGUGUCAAGGCAGUACUUGUGAAUCAUAAUGCCACAAAAGCAGUUAAAGUACAUGCUUUCCACUAAUUUUGUCUUGACAAAGUGUUGUAAUGUAUUCCACUAGGGUUUCAGGCUCCGUGCACACUGCUAAAUUAAGUGUCACUCCGGUUUGGAGUGCUUAAACCUGCUUUGUACUCACUCCUGUAAUUUGUUAAUUACAGGAGUGACAAUUGCAUUCUUACAACCAAAAUUCAGGUAGUAACGAUUAUAUUUUCAUGUCAUGUUGCAAUUAGCUUGGAAACUAAUUAAUUACAACAUCAGAAAUAACUAAAGGCCCAUUCACACCAACUAUUAGUGAUGCGCAGAUUUUUUUUUACCAAAAUUAACACAGAAAUUUAAAGUUUUCAUUUUGAUCAAACUUUAAAUAAAGUUUAUUUAUCUACUCCAAUUCAUUGUUGAAAUAUAAACAUUUAGAGAAACGGUGACUGUAAUAACUUGUUGUCAUGACAGAUUUAUUCAAGCAUACAUUAAAUAAAGACAACAGGAAAUAUAAUGAAUGCAUGUAAUAUAAUGAAUGCAAUAUAGUGCAUAUAUUUAGCAAAAAUAGGUAUUUUUCCUAGCUAACUACUGAAUUAUGGACAUUAAAUGGCUUUCCUGAGGUAAAUGUAACAUUUGGAGACAUAUUGUUUACAAGCUGUUUUAUUGACAUCUUUCUGCGUUUGAAACACUGAUUUAGUGAUCACAUGAUACACUUCAGUAAGUUGUACUGAUUGACAGAAAUUGAAAGCUGAAUUUCUUUCCUAUUAAAAGUUACAAAGCACAAAGCUUAUUGCGAUAACUGGAAGAGAGGCGAGGUACAAAUAAAAUUCAGUGAAGUUUUGUUCAUGCAUCAAAUGAAAACAGCAUAGAAGAAAUCGAUAUGGUCAGCCAGGAACUAGCGUCCACAUAGCUGUUUAUUUGUCAAAACACACCGUCAGAGAGGCAAAAAUUAAAUGUCACCAUUUGGGCCCUCCAAAAUUGUUUUGGGCGAAAACGAAUAUUCAUAUUCAUCCGAUCAAAUGCCAAACAUUUUGCCGCAUCACUACAUAACAUUUUAAAUAACCAUGCUAAAAGAUUUCGUGUUCAAACUUGGCAUCAUCAAGCAGCGCCUUUGUUUUGAAUAGGCCUCUAGCGACCUCUAGCGGACAGAAAAUAUUACAUAUUGCACCUUUAACCUAUUUAUUGAAUUGUUGUAUAAAAUUAACAUCGCAUUUGCAAGCGUGCUGAUAUUCAGGAAAACAGCACUUUUGCUUGUGUGAUAUUAUAAAUGUUAAAAACAAGAACUUAAAUGAAGACUUUUUUGCACCAUAUCUUGGAUUAUGGGGAAAUUUUAUUACUUUUGGUGGCAUUUUUUGCCCCAAACGCUGUUAAUUUCCGACCCUGGUGUGUGUGCGCUGCGUAAUGAUGGGGAGCAGGGCCCUUUUUCAAGUGCAAGUGGAGGCCCCUUUCAAGGGAAAUGGGUGAAACGUACAGUAGCAAAGGCCACUGCCGGAAUGCAGUAAACUAGUAUUUCAUUGUGAACGCAAUCUGAGUCAACCAUCAUGAGGAGCGAUUCACUCCCACAAUAAAUUAAAUGCAGUUGUCACUCCCUAACCAGUGCAGUGUGCUGCUGAGUUAACGUCUUCAGAAGCUUUUAUUUUUAAAAAAGUUAGUCCCGGUUAAAUGUGAAGUGUGUAAUUUCUGCUAAACCUGAACGGCUGAAUUGGACCGAACGGCUCAACCAGGGACGUGAACUGCCUGUUUCUCCAAAAACUUGUUCUUUUUCAUUAUUUUUGCUAUUUUGUUUGGUUACUGCAGAAAUUGCAGGCGUAACUUUCAUUCGGCAGCAGUAAAAGCGCUUUGCUCAAAUUGAAGCUGCUCACAAUACUUUCGCAGAAGGAUAGUACACUACUGACGAGCCUGUUUUAAACGACCGUUUCUUUUUAUCACGCACAGUAGGAAAGUGAAAGACUAUUGAAUGGAUAUUUUGAUAUCAAAGGGUUUAUUUUUCUAAAAAAGACAAAAGAAAAAACAAAAGGACACAUGGAGAUACACAUUGCUGAAUCACCCCCUUUUAAAUAUUUAUGUUUUAUUAUUAUUAUAAUUAUUAUUUUACUAAAUAGUUUUAACUUAUAUACAGUAUAUUAAUAUUGUGAUCAAGUAGCCUGUUAAUGUUGGAUACAGACUGGCUGUUUACAGUGUGUCUGUGUAUCUGCCAACUUCAAAGAGGUCUGUUGUUUAUUAUUUUAAUUAUUAAAACAAUAAUGAUAUUAAUAUGAAUUCUUAUUAAUUUUAUUAGGUAUAAAGGCAUUUGUACUGACGUUUAAAUAUUUUUCUCAAUGAGAUACUUCCCCAGUUAAACACGCUCAUACCCAGAAUGCACUACUGCAGUCGGAUGGACUGAUGAAUGUUCAGCACACUAAACCAAAGCUUCAGCAUAUACUGUAUGUCUGCAUAUGUUUCUGAUGUUAGGACAGGUGGAUAUGGUGUGUGUUCACAUGUGUCCUGCACUAUUGUAAUGAAUGAUCACGAAGGAGGUAAACGUGCGCAGACGGACUGAACUGGGAGCAGUCGUAGAGCUGGGGUCUGUGAUCCUGAUAUUCAUAUUCAGUAAUAUUUAACAUAAAGGCUUGUGCAGUGUUAUGUGCAUCUGUCGGCCAAAAAGCACAUGAGAUUUCCCUGAGAUCUGCAGAUUUAUUUUAUUGUAUCUUUAGACUGGCAUGAAUAAAACUGUUGUUUAGAGGAAUUUUAUAAGAUUAGACGAUUACGCACUAAUGAUUUGGUGCUUAUUUAAUCAUUGUAACACAUUUCUUGUGGCACAAACAAUAUGACCGUGUGUUUUCUUUCUAUGAUAUCUGUGGUUGAAGUCGUCUGUCUAGGAAUCAUUUUGUGUGUCCAUUAAAGCAGUCAUAUCAUGCAUUUUGUUGUUUAUUUUUUCCCCUUAGGGAAUUAAUUUACAAUAUUUGUGUCCUGUGCCUUUAUAUGGAAGAUUGUUUUAACCAUGAAAUAAAAAAAAUAAAAAAGGUAAUUGCGA